AUGUCUGAUCCUGAACAAGAACAACGUCAUAUGGCAGAAGAGACGGUCCAGACUACAGAGCCACUGGACUUGGUGCGACUAUCUUUAGAUGAAAGAAUCUAUGUCAAGAUGAGAGGAGACAGAGAACUCCGUGGCAAGCUUCAUGCAUACGAUCAACAUAUGAAUAUGGUUCUUGGCGAAGUAGAAGAGUCUAUCACAGUAGUUCACUUGGAUGAAAAUGAAGACGAAGAGUCAUCAGAGAUUGUCACCAAAAACUACGAGAUGCUGUUUGUGCGUGGAGACGGAGUGAUCUUGGUUGCUCCUCCCAAACGGACAUGA
Batrachochytrium dendrobatidis JAM81 is the source of this 318-nucleotide messenger RNA. Its product is annotated as U4/U6-U5 snRNP complex subunit LSM3. Gene Ontology annotation, cellular component: precatalytic spliceosome; catalytic step 2 spliceosome; U4/U6 x U5 tri-snRNP complex. The record is from RefSeq and is a predicted model, not a curated record. NCBI's taxonomy places the organism in Eukaryota, Fungi, Chytridiomycota, Chytridiomycetes, Rhizophydiales. The coding region runs from base 1 to 318 and encodes 105 amino acids. Gene Ontology annotation, biological process: mRNA splicing, via spliceosome; P-body assembly. Gene Ontology annotation, molecular function: RNA binding. The transcript has 4 exons.